CACAAGACGCUGAUCAAGACGCUGAUCAAGACACUUCUUGGAAAAGGUCCAGACUCAAUUGAGGUAUAACACGUGUUUUGUGUACUUUUCAAGAGAUCCUGAACAUUUUGUGAAAUACGAGAAGGACGUCGCUGAAAUGAGGGAGGACAAACCCAGCCUUCUGCUCUCCUUCCACACUGAACCCAAACAAGAGUCACUGGAUUCUGAUUGUGACAGUAAAGCUCAGUGUUCAUUGGUGGAUUCAGAGAUGACGUCAGUGAAGCUGGAAGACUGCAGUCAAACACUGGGACUGAAUGAUAUUAAAUGUGAAGAGAAGGAGGAGGAGAUUGGAGAUUUAAGUAAUCAAGAUGGAAUUCCAGAAGUGGAGACAAUUUCAACAUUUGGAGAGAAACAACACAAAUACUACAAAGAUAAGAAGUAUCACCACUGCUCCCAUUGUGAAAAACGGUUCAUGUCUAAAUCACAGUUGAAACGUCAUUUGAUCAAACAUACUGAAGAGAGGCCUCCAGUAUGUACCAGAUCUGACUCUGGGAUGAGUUUCAUAACAUCAUCUAAGGUUAGUGUUCAUCAGAGAGUGCACACCGGUGAGAAGCCAUACUCCUGUUCUGACUGUGGGAAAAGGUUCUCUCAGUUAGGUCACCUUAAAGUUCACAAGCGCAUACAUACUGGAGAGAAGCCUUACUCCUGUUCUGAAUGUGGGAAGUGUUUCUAUAAAUCCGGUGCGCUUGAUCGACAUCAGAGUGUGCACACAGGAGAGAAACCUUUCUGCUGUUCCGACUGUGGAAAGAAUUUCUCUCAAUUCAACCACCUUAAAGUUCACAAGCGCAUACAUACUGGAGAGAAGCCUUACAACUGUGCUGACUGUGGAAAGAAUUUCUCUCGGUCAAGUAAUCUUAAAAUUCACCAGCGCAUACAUACUGGAGAGAAGCCUUACUCCUGUUCUGAAUGUGAGAAGAGUUUCCCUCGGUUAGGUCAACUAAUAAGUCACCAGCGUUUACAUACUGGAGAGAAGCCUUACUCCUGUUCUGACUGUGGGAAGAGUUUCUCUCAUAUAAGUCAACUUAAACCUCACCAGCGCAUACAUACUGGAGAGAAGCCUUAUUCGUGUUCUGACUGUGGGAAGAGUUUCUCUCUGUUAAGUAGCCACAAAGCUCACCAGCGCAUACAUACUGGAGAGAAGCCUUACUCCUGUUCUGAGUGUGGGAAGAAUUUCACUACUUCAGGUGCACUUCUUCAGCACCACAGAGUUCACACGGGGGAGAAGCCUUAUAGCUGUUCCGAUUGUGGGAAGAAUUUCUCUCGGUUGAGUAACUUUAAAGUCCACCAGCGCCUACAUACUAGAGACAAGCCUUACUCCUCUUCUAACCAGUGCCACCUUCAUUUCAUCUUCAAUUAGUGUUCAUCAGAGAAUGCACACUGGUGAAAUGCCUUAUUCCUGUUCUGCCUGUGGGAAGUUUUUCUCAGAUAAGUAAAAUUUGGCCAGCGCACACAUAGGAUAGAUGCCUGACAUGUUCUGUCUUUCAGUGUAUCUUCUAAACUUACUAUCCACCAGAGAGUACACACUAUGUUUACUCUCUCUGAGUCUAUGGUGGAAGUAACCUUAAACUUCACCAGCGCAUACAUACGGGAGAGAACUGUGGGAAAUGUUUCAAUCAUCCAGUCUCUAAGAAAUCAGUGGAUUCUUACUGCAGAAUAACUUUAAAUCUCAAUGUAGGUAGUACUUUUUGACAUCAUCUAGAUUAUUACUCACAGAAGGUAAUAAUCUCAUCUUGUUCUGUUUGUGCAAAGAGUUUCACUUUACAAAAUAUCCUUAAACAUUUUGGAAAGAAAUGAAAUGCUUUGGAAACAGUCAGAUACUGUUCAUGAGCAGACGGAACUAUGAAUAACAUGUAACAUGAGUAACAAGUAACAUGCUCGCUAACAAGAUCUGGACAAUUCAGUGAGAUAUUGUGGGGAAUGGAUCCUGUUUCAAGUAACAAUCUGGUUUUGCUAUAAAAUAAGUGGAAGGAUGGUUGUUCUGUGGGAGAGAGCUUGUGAUUGAUCUGUAUGGAUUGUUUUUUUAUAUUCUAGUAUUUUUAAUAUAUUUUUAAGUACUGUCAAACGAUUAAAAUAAUUAUUUGUGAUUAGUUGCACAAUAUAAAGAAUGUGUUCAAACGUUGCCCUUAAUACUCACUCCUCUCUUUAAAAAGCAGUGCAUUACGGUAAAUACAUACUUUGUUUCAUUGCAAACUAUGGUCAGUGCUUGACUCUGAAUUAAAUAAACGCAAGUUGUCAAUGCCCUUAAUUCAGUUUAAUAUACAUACAUACAUUGUCAGUCCACAACUAACCACAGUAACAGUCCCCCUCUAAAUGUCGCCCAUGUAAAUCCAAAUAAAAGGUUGCUGGUCUGUGAUCCCAUAUCGGUCUAUGUUUUACCAUCUGAUAUUGAUCUCAUAAUGAAUGCACCAAGGACAAUAACUGCUACGUUAGGCUACUGUAUAAAACACAUCCCUUAAUUUAACCCACUGAAUCUUGAUGUUUAGGCUGAAAUGUGACUGUAAACAUUGUUUGCCACAACCAAAUACUUUAUUAGGUAUCUCUAAAUUAUUCCCAAAUUCAACCAAAUGCACGAGGCAGGCUACUUGAAUAGGCAGUGGAUUUUGGAAACAAACAUUAAAUCAGAGAAUCUGUGAUUCAUGCAAAAUACAGUUUGUUAAUUUCACUAUGAGAAUAUGAUUUUGUGGAAACACGAAUGCUUGGCUUAGAUAAAAACAUUUAAAUAAUGACAACUUAGCAUGCUACAGGGGGAUUCACGCCGCGGAGUAAGCGGAGGCCUGGAUCGCGUUCUCGUUUGAUGGGUUUUUGGAGUGAGACUGGUUUGUGGGAUGCAAGGAGAGAGAUUCCCCUUUCCUCACAAACGAACGUGUGGUCCACUAAUGCGGUUCUUAGGAAGGGAAAACGGCAACAUUGUUUUUUUAUUAGUAAAAAAUGUUGCACACUUGGAAUUUCUCUUGUAAUUGUAAAAACAUUUUGCAUAUACCCGCAAUUCUGUGGAACUCUUAGAGUCUUGUGGGUCUGUGACUUGGGAACACCACAAAUGUGUACAGUAAACGUUUCAGUGCAAGAGUCACAUCCCUGACAGCCCGACAGAUGGUUUCCAUGGAAAUAUGCUCAGGAUCACCAGUGUUUUACAGAACUCCAACACAAAGAGACUGAGAGCAUGUCCACAAUGUGUCAUAAGAACGAUAUGAGGGAUGAGAAUAUUGUUAAGAUAAACCAGGCCUGGAUCUACGGGGGGUAAAGCUGUGCCCCCCCAUUUGUUUCCCCUUAAAUACUGGAAAUGGUAUUUGAAUUAGAUGUGCCCCCCAUUUAUAAAAUGUUUUUCCUCAGUCAUUUCACCUUGUUACAUGAGAUAAAUGUUGAAUGUGCAGAAACAUUUUCAUUAGGGCGGGUCAGUGUCGUAGCCCGAACAAACGCCACUUUGUGGUUUGUGCUGGUAAGCUAUAUAUUUUAAUGGUUGUGGUGUUUUAUUGCACAUUAACAAUAUAUGUUGUCCUUAUGUUUUCUUUUUAUCCUCAAAUGUAUUUAUAUUAAAUGUUUUU
Messenger RNA from Esox lucius (northern pike), 3581 nucleotides. RefSeq names its product zinc finger protein 239-like. Gene Ontology annotation, biological process: regulation of transcription by RNA polymerase II; central nervous system development. Gene Ontology annotation, cellular component: nucleus. Bases 137 to 1396 code for a protein of 419 amino acids. Lineage: Eukaryota; Metazoa; Chordata; Actinopteri; Esociformes; Esocidae. The record is from RefSeq and is a predicted model, not a curated record. Gene Ontology annotation, molecular function: DNA-binding transcription factor activity, RNA polymerase II-specific; RNA polymerase II cis-regulatory region sequence-specific DNA binding. The transcript has 3 exons.